Molecule: messenger RNA, 1443 nt
Organism: Botrytis cinerea B05.10
Lineage: Eukaryota; Fungi; Ascomycota; Leotiomycetes; Helotiales; Sclerotiniaceae
Exons: 1
Coding region: 328-786 (152 amino acids)
Biological process (GO): protein transport
Source: RefSeq, a predicted model, not a curated record
GGAACUAAAAAUUCUAGAAUCCACAUUUAUAUUUCAAUUCCCUCAAUCUCCCUUCGCUGUCAAUAAUUUCUUCCAAAAGACACAUUUUACUUUCUCUUUCCUCCACGUCCAGAGACCUCAUAAUUUAUCGUCCGGCUGCUUUGUGUCGCAGGAUUUCCAUUAUUCUACUGUAUGAUAUAAUCUAAUUCGUCUCAAAUCAUCUCCUUCACACACCCACCGACUUUCCUUGAAAACGGUAUAUAUCAACUGCAUCGUCCAUCUCUACAAAUUCAGUCCUCCAACAACACCGUGCCGUAUCAUUCCAAUCAAACUCCAUCUGCAAUCAAUAUGGCGGAAUUCAUCACCAAUCUCAUAGAAAUGGGAGCUGCCAAUUUCUACCGCAACACAACAGGUGCUUUCGCACAGAUGAAAGACAUGGAACUUCAAAAAUGGAUUCGAAUCGUCGCAGUAGUUGGAGCAUAUCUUCUCAUUAGGCCAUAUUUCAUCAAUCUUGGGGCGAAGAAACAAGAGAAAGAAUACGCCAAAGCAAGAGCUGAGCAUGCGGAACAGAAGGAAAAGGAGAAGCAUGUUGGCGCAAACUCUUUUAGAGAUUCGGCCAAGGCCUCCCAGGAUACCGACAGCGAGGAGGAUGCCAAAGCCACUUCGAGUGAUGUCAAGUGGGGCGGCAAGGCACGAAAGAAGCAAAGACAGGCAAUCAGAAAGAUUUUGGAUCAGGAGGAGAUGUUGAGAAAACAACAACAAGAGGACGAUGAGGAUAAGGACAUCCAGGAAUUCUUGCACGAUUAGGGGUAGAGGUGUGAAUAGCUUGCUUGGGCAAUACAUAGGGAUGUAUACUGUACAGAGGGGGAUUAUAUAUUGUCAAUCUUAAUAUCGACCUUGAACACACUUCCUCGUCUUUUCGCGGGAACUUCUCUUUAUGUUUACUUUGAGAGGAUGAUGUACUUGCUCUCGAGUAUCUACUCACGCUAUCGUGAGAUUAUUACUCACCCCCUGAAUAUAGGUCCCGAACACAGGUAGCCAGUAACAAAGGAAUGAGAAAGGACGGAUUACGAGGAAAUCGAGAUGAACAAUUGGAAAUCUCCAGGGACCUGCGGCAACUAGUUUGUCAAUUGAGUCUGGGGUACGAGAGGGCAAACUUGGGGCAGCAUUCUUACUGGACAGAUGUUCGAACUGGAGGGUUGACAAAGGCGUUCUAUGGUCCCAAUCAUUGAGGCAAAAUAUGCAAAGCAAUAUUCAAAUGUACGCCUUUCCACGAUGCUGUUGUCUGCAUGGCCCACAUUGCCCCCAUUGCUUACUUGCUAUGCCCACCACUCUUUGAUACGACGUCACCAAUCGCUCCAUCUUGCUAUUAGUAUUCUAUAUUAUACACAACUUUCCAGCUCCUUCUUUUGCACGAGUGCGAGUAUGUAGAUGUAGGAUCGUUAUGCAGUGAAUAUCAUUUGA